Messenger RNA from Sipha flava (yellow sugarcane aphid), 2635 nucleotides. RefSeq names its product cullin-3-like. The transcript is spliced from 14 exons. The coding region runs from base 1 to 2301 and encodes 766 amino acids. Gene Ontology annotation, cellular component: Cul3-RING ubiquitin ligase complex. Gene Ontology annotation, molecular function: ubiquitin protein ligase binding. The record is from RefSeq and is a predicted model, not a curated record. Lineage: Eukaryota; Metazoa; Arthropoda; Insecta; Hemiptera; Aphididae. Gene Ontology annotation, biological process: ubiquitin-dependent protein catabolic process; protein ubiquitination.
AUGAUGAACAGCGGUGUGCCCAAGAAACGCACCAACUUGCGUAUCAAAGCUUUCCCGAUGACGAUGGAUGAAAAAUUAAUUGAUAGCAUUUGGUUGUUGUUGAAAAAUGCUAUCCAAGAAAUUCAAAAGAAAAAUAAUUCUGGUCUUAGUUUUGAAGAGCUGUAUCGAAACGCUUAUACCAUGGUACUGUUAAAACAUGGUGAACGAUUGUAUACUGGAAUGAAAGAAGCAGUAAUAAAUCAUUUGGAAAACAAGGUUAGAGAAGAUGUUUUAAAAGCGUUAAACAACAAUUUUCUACAUGUACUGAAUGUUGCCUGGAACGAUCAUCAAACAUCCAUGGUAAUGAUUCGUGAUAUAUUAAUGUACAUGGAUCGUGUUUAUGUUAAACAUAAUGAAGUUGAUAAUGUUUAUAACUUGGGUCUCAUUUUGUUUCGUGAUCUAAUUGUUCGAUAUGGCUAUAUUCGUGAUCACCUUCGAAUGACUCUGUUGGGUUUGAUAAAACUGGAAAGAAAAGGUGAAGUAGUUGAUCGAAUAUCAAUUAAAAAUGCUUGUCAAAUGUUAAUGAUUCUUGGGAUUACUGGUCGCGUUGUUUAUGAAGAAGAUUUUGAAAAACCAUUUUUAGAACAAUCUGCUGAAUUUUAUAAGAUGGAAAGCCAAAAAUUUUUAGAUGAAAAUAGCGCAUGUAUUUAUAUUAGGAAAGUUGAAUCUAGAAUUGUAGAAGAAGCAGAUCGAGCAAAGCAUUACCUAGAUGAAUCGACUGAAUGUCGAAUUGUGGAAGUUAUUGAAGAAGAACUAAUUAAAAAAAAUAUGAAAACCAUAGUUGAGAUGGAAAAUUCUGGUGUUGUAUACAUGUUAAAAAACAAUAAAAACGAUGACUUGGCAUGUAUGUAUAAAUUGUUGACUCGUGUUAAUGAAGGCUUAAAAACUAUGUCCGAUUGUGUUAGUCAGUAUUUACGCGAAUUAGGAAAAUCCCUUGUACAAGAAGAAGAUGUAAAUACCAAUGCGGUGAAUUAUAUACAAAGUUUGCUGGAUUUGAAAGAUAGAUUUAACUAUUUUUUAGUUAAUUCUUUUAACAAUGAUAAGAUGUUUAAACAAAUGAUAGCUGCAGAUUUUGAAUAUUUUUUCAAUAUUAAUCCUAAGUCACCUGAAUAUUUAUCAUUAUUUGUUGAUGAAAAAUUAAAAAAAGGAGUGCGAGGGCUAACCGAAAAUGAUGUAGAGUUAGUCUUAGACAAAGCAAUGGUGAUUUUUCGUUUUCUUCAAGAAAAAGAUGUUUUUGAAAGAUACUAUAAGCAACAUCUAGCCAAGAGAUUACUUUUAAAUAAGUCAGUCAGCAAUGACAAUGAAAAAAAUAUGAUCUCAAAAUUGAAGACGGAGUGUGGUUGUCAAUUCACUUCAAAACUAGAAGGAAUGUUUAAGGAUAUGUCCAUAUCUAACACUAUAAUGGAAGAAUUUAAAGAAUAUGUUGCUAAAUCAAAUAAUCGUGUCUUACAUUCAUUGGAUCUUAUUGUGAGAGUAUUAACUACUGGAUUCUGGCCUACUCAUGCAAUAACAAAGUGCAAUGUACCAUUAGUUCCUAGGAGUGCAUUUGAUGAAUUCCGACUAUUUUAUUUGGGAAAACACAAUGGAAGACAACUUACAUUACAACCUCAACUUGGUUCAGCUGAUUUGAAUGCUAUAUUUUAUGGUACACGACGACCAGAUAAUGAACUAUCAACAAAUUUAACUUCAGCUGCUAACACUCACCGUCAAUCUACAGAGCGAAAGCAUAUUAUUCAAGUAUCAACCUAUCAGAUGUGUGUUCUUUUAUUGUUCAAUACUCAUGAAAAAUUAACUUUUGAAGAUAUUCAAAGUGAAACUGAUAUUCCUGAAAAAGAUUUAAUUAGAGCUUUACAAUCAUUGGCAUUAGGGAAACCUUCACAACGUGUACUCUUAAAAACUCCUAAGUGUAAAGAAAUAGAGUUAAAUCAUGAAUUUUGUGUCAAUGAAUUUUUUACAUCCAAAUUACACAGGGUUAAAAUCCAAACUGUUGCUGCUAAAGGGGAAACUGAACCAGAGAGAAAAGAAACUAGGACUAAAGUGGAUGAGGAUCGUAAACAUGAAAUAGAAGCAGCUAUUGUUCGUGUGAUGAAAUCUCGGAAAAAGAUGACUCACAACACUCUAGUAUUAGAAGUCGUAGAACAACUCAGAAUUCGAUUCUUACCAUCACCAGUUAUCAUCAAAAAAAGAAUUGAAGGCCUUAUUGAAAGAGAAUACCUUGCAAGAUCACCAGAAGAUAGACGUACCUAUGUCUAUGUUGCUUAAGUUAAAUAGCAAUAAAUUUGUGAUUAAAAAUGUAUAUAAAGUCUUCCUAUAUUAAGAUUAACAUCUGAUUUUUUUAAUUAGGCACCCAUUGUUCCUAUAUCUGUUUAAAAAAAUAGGACUAAAGAAACAAAUACUUAAGAGAUUCCUAAAGUAUGAAUUUUAAAAUUGUUUAAUCUAUGUGCAAUUUGUUAUUUAUAUAUUUCUUAAAGUUAGAAUAUUUGUAAAUAAUUUGUUAUGAUUGUAAAUAAUGUAUAGGUGCUACAUGGUAUAUAAAUUGACUUAGUGAUUAGUGUUGACUCUAUAUACAAAAAAAAAAAACAAAAAAAAAAAAAAA